Owenia fusiformis is the source of this 4756-nucleotide messenger RNA. NCBI's taxonomy places the organism in Eukaryota, Metazoa, Annelida, Polychaeta, Sabellida, Oweniidae. The record is from the annotation of a GenBank genome assembly.
CAGGAAGUCAGCCAGCGAAAAAUGUUACGCUAACUUUUCAUCACUUUAUUCACUUGUAUUUGUUGUUUUAACCUUUAAUUAGUGGAUUAAUCUGUAUAUAGUUGUAGGUGUAUAUACUGACUAUAGAUGUAUGAAGGAUUUAUAGGCUUUUUCACUGGGAAUUUUACCGUAAACUAAGCCUAGUUCAAAAUAUUUGAGCGCGAGGAAAGUUUCUAAAAUUUUGGGUUCAAAAUUCAAAAGUGAACAGACUAACUUUUGAAGAUGUAAAUACUGACAACUAAGCAAACAAUUAGGAUUACUUCUGAAAAAAGUAUGGGGAAGGACACUGAAUUACUUCAGGCAGUGAAGGAUCAGGAUUCCCAGUCUGUGCAAAAAAUUCUGAAGAAGGAGAAGGGACUACAAGGCAAAGGAAAACUUAUUGGUUCUAACAAAAAGUUGAACAUCAAUUAUCAAGAUGAAGAUGGAAUGUCUGCCCUGCACCAGGCAGCUCUGGUUGGAAACACAGAAAUCAUGUAUGCCCUCUUGGAGUCUGGAGCACAGGUUGAUGUCAAAGACAACAAAGGCAUGCGGCCACUCCACUAUGCUGCAUGGCAGGGCAAGAUGGAACCAGUGAAGAUAUUACUGGACAACAAAUCCUGCUCCAAUGAACAGGCAAAUGAUGGGGAAUCCCCACUGCAUCUUGCCUGUCAACAUGGCCACCUUGAUGUGGCAAGUGGCCUUCUUCAACAUCAGGGAGAUCCAACCAUUCGCAACAACAUCCAUAAGACUCCCCUAGACCUGGCCUGUGAGUUUGGCAGAAAUAGGGUUGCGGAAUUGCUCAUGCAGAGUAACCUGUGCAGCCACCUAUUGGUUGAAAGUCAAGACGACAUGUCAGAUAAUGACAGAACGACGUGCCUUCAUUUAGCUGCUAAAAAUGGUCACUCUGAUAUAAUCAGGCUUUUAUGUAAUAAUGGUGUAGAUAUCAAUCGACAAACGCUUCAAGGAACGUGCCUUCACGAAGCUGCAAUGUAUGGAAAAAUAGAAGUCGUUAAACUUUUACUUGACUGUGGGAUAGAUGUAAAUAAACCUAACUCAUACGACCAAACUGCACUAGAUAUUGUGAAUAAAUACACUACCUCUAAGGCGGCCAAAGAACUAAAACAAUUAUUAAAAGAUGCGAGCUCUGCAGUAUAUGCCCGUGCCUUGAAAGAUUUUAGUAAUCCUUAUGAGCCAAAUAGUAUAUGCUUCAAAGAAGGCGACUACCUAACGGUGCUAGAACAGUGUCCAGAUGGAAUGUGGAAAGGUUUUGUGAUGCAUGAUGGACAAUUAGCCAAAUCUGGUUACUUCCCAAGUAAUCAUGUAGUCCUGGUAGAUAAACAAGCUGUGAUAAAUCACAACCCCCAGAGGUUGAGUGCCUAUGGACUAAAGAAGGUGAACACCCCACAGGUGCCCGACCUACUUAAUCGUAACCCUCCUUACCACAACAGUAACCCCCACCUCAUAGAUAGGAACUCUUACGGCAGUUAUAAUGGCCAACUGGAGAGGAACUCGUAUGGAAGCAGUAGCAAUAGUUUACACAUAGACACCAGGAAUCACAAUGGACGUAACUCCUAUGGGAGUCUGGGGCCAGAUGACAAUUUCCCACCCCCUCCCUCCCCAAACUACUCCCCACGCUUCCUGGGAAUAUCAAGGUCACCUAGAUCACCAAGGUCACCUGCAGGUCGAGAUGAAUAUGGCCGAUCUUCAACGUUCCAGUUCCCGCCAGUUAUGCAAAAUAACCAGCCUUAUCCAAAGCCUGGCACUCCAGAACACAUUGAAUGGCCAAGGAUCUCCAAUGGGGGGUCCAUCAGGGCUGGGAGUCCUUGUAGAGACAGCCCUACUGGCUCUAACAGAAACAGCUUAGCUAGCCUAGAUAGUGGCAAGAGUGGGGGCUCACACUAUGAUAAUGCAAGGCCUAUGCACAAUUUUGCCAAUGUAAUAGUGACCAAUCAGCAUCAACCAAAUCCACAUCGCCUCUCGGGCCAGAGUUAUGAUUCAUCGGGCGUGUCAUCACGUCAAAGUUACCAUAGUGGCUCUAGUGGAAGUAUCGGCAGUCUCGAUAGACUAGAGGAAUCUGGGUAUUCCAGUCAAGUUAACGUCCACGAUCUUUAUCAUUCAGGCAUGUCGGACACUGAGGUGCUGCAUGCGUGGCUGUGUGACCUGCACUUCCAGGAGUACUACAAUAACUUCCUACAGGCAGGCUAUGACAUGGGCACCAUAUCACGUAUGACUCCUGAGGACCUCACGGCUAUAGGUAUAACAAAACCAGGCCACAGAAAGCGCCUCAAAGCAGAGAUCAGUAAACUUCAUAUUCACGAUGGUAUACCUGAUUAUAAACCAGCUAAUAUAUUUGACUGGCUAAGGUUUCUGGGUCUAACAGACUAUUAUGACACAUUGUGUCGUCAAGGUUACGACAGUAUAGAUGGCGUUACUGACAUCACUUGGGAGGACUUGGAAGAAAUUGGAAUUAAGAAAUUAGGGCACCAGAAGAAGAUGAUGUUAGCAAUAGACAGACUGAAGAGAAUAGACAGUAAUUCUAAACGUCUGUCUACACAUUCUAGUGUCUCCUCUCACUCUGAUCAUAGGGGGUCCAUGGACCUCUUAGAAACAUCAUCAAUGAGCUCUCAGGGGUCUCAAUCGCGCUGGUCAGGUGACAUGAAGGAUUCGGCAUAUGGCAGUCAAGUUGUGGAUAUAAUGCCGUCACGUCCUGGGAAGUCUAGUUCAGGUGAAAGUUUAAGCACAGCUGGUAGUGGACCUGAAUUAAAAACAUUUCAGCAACCGGCUAAUCAGGAAAUUGUCCAUAUAAGGAAUAAUAGUAGUCAUGGGUUGACAUAUCAACCAGAUGUAGUUGCGAUUAACAGGGGUGUCCCGAGAAGUGGCACUAAUGACACUCUAGGUAGUGAUGGCGAUAGUGGGAGCUCAAGCUCAGGGUCAGGACAUUACCAGUCAUCAUUCUAUGGCCCUAGUGGUAGGAAGACCCCUGAGAUGGUGCUAGAUGGGGAUGCCACCCCUGUGCUAGAACGUCGUAAUUAUGAUGAUGCUGAUGGUGGCGGCACAUUACGUCGUACAACUGCAGUGGUAAACCCUCAGAUGGCUAAGCCAAUCAAACCUGUGGCCAAAAUAGUGGCAAAGUCAAAACGUGGUAAUACUACUCCGGAAAUAUUAAAAAUGGAUUGUAAUGGAGAUGGACCAUUUAAGAAACAGGAAAUCAUAUAUGACCAGCCAGCUGAAUAUGUGAAGGGUUCCCCCACUGGGGGGUCCCCUAGAAAUAGUACAGUGCCAGGGUCACCUCGUCAUGGCUCCCCCAGGAAUAGUGCUCAGAACUCCCCCAGGACAAGCCUGAUGCACCCCCCAGGAUCCCCCCGCCAUGCCCCUAACAUGGCUGCAGGUAUAGCGCAAGCUGCCGCAGCCAGGGCAAAGAAAGCACCUCCCCCUCCCCCAAAGAGAACAAACUCUAUAAAAAGUGACAUUGGAGUUAAAGUGGAUGUAAAAACAGACAAUGAUGUAUCACCCAAACAUUCUCCUAAAGCUGACCUGGGCAAGGCAGCCCUUCCUCCUAAACCCCCUGCUCAUGUUGUACAACAACAGCUACAACAACAAUUACAACAAAGACAACAAAAUAUUCAAUUAGAAAAUGCCAGUAAUAAUAGUGUUAAAAAUCUAACAGACAAGUUUAAUAAAACACCCCCUAAGGGUCUUGUUGAUCCAAACUCUGAAGUUGAUGAUUUCCCCCCUCCUCCACCUCCAAUUGCAGUACAUGAUAAUGUGAAUAAAUCUGACCCUUCAGGAAUAACCAGGGUGGCUAAAACUUUGGAUGAUAACAUCGCAGAAUUAGAAUCUUUAGAAACACAGUUAAAGCAGCAAUCUAUGGACCUUGAUAAACCAGUAAAACAAGAUAAACCACACAAUAUUGAUCAAGAUAGACUACGCUCUGAAUCCAGUAGUCCACGAAGCGGAUCCGCAAGUCCUAAUCUCACGAGGGACGGGGUAAAUAGUGGUUCUGCUAGUCCCAAUCUCCGUAGGGAUGGGGUAAAUGCAUCCAAUCUGAGCAUAGAUUCCAAUACGUUACCAUUUGCCAAUGAAAAUGUUGGGACAAUAAAAUCGCGAGAUAAACAAAAUAAACCCUCCAUAGUGAGUAGCAAUGGGGAGGGUGAGGAGACCCAGCUCAAUCAGAGCAUGUUUGAAGAGACAGGUACAAUGAAACGUAAACCAGUUAAUAAAAAUAUAGUCCAUAAUAUCCAAGACAAUGGCUAUGAUGAUAGUACAAUAAAACGGAGACCGAAUGGCAGUGCAGGACAACAUCAAUCCCAUAAUGCAAUGGAUACAUAUGCAGACGAUACAGGCACUAUCAGAAGGCAACCAAAGCCUGCACAACCUGCCGUUACACAACAUUUCGAAGAUACGGGAACUGUAAAAAGACGACCUCCUAGUCAUAACCAUAUCCAAGCUGAACCUCAGGGAAAUAGGAAAGUUCCACCCCCCAAGCCAGUCAGGAGAGAGAGCUCAAAUCCUGGGGGAGAGGAGGACAUGAAGACCAGGGCUGCCACAGGUGAAUCUGGAGAUGUGCUUAAUGACAUUGGAAACAUGUUACAAGGACUCACUGACGAACUAGAUGCCAUGUUGGAACUGGAAUUUGAUGAAUAAAUCUGCAAGAUAAUGAUCAAUCCCUCCUAUAGACAGUACUACAAUGGUUUAUCCCUAUUAAACUGCAACACAAUGAUCAAUCCCUCCCAUAGAC